UCAGACAGAAAAUGAAGAAGAGGGGUAUAAAAGAGAUGGCUGUGGGAGAAGUCUCACCGAUACCGUUGAAACCAAUACUGGCUAGAACGCGGUCUGCUAAGAGACGUCCACAGCGGACAGUACGAGCCCAAACACCGCAAAAGGCUGCUCCUGUAUCGGGCUGCCUGUGGAGUUUAGGGGACUCUCGACAGAACGUGUGGAGCCGGGCGGCUCGAUUAACUGACGAUUCUGAUGUUGAAGAAAUUGAGGAACUGGACACUUGUUUAAUGUCAUACGGCCAAUUACAGAAUGAACACAAUGGAGGUUCAACUGAAGGAAGCAAUUCUGAGAGACUACCGAGCUCUUCCUCUCUCGAAGACAAGUACAGCUCUUCCGAUUCCAAACAGUCAGUAAAAUAUUGA
Limulus polyphemus (Atlantic horseshoe crab) is the source of this 401-nucleotide messenger RNA. RefSeq lists its product as uncharacterized. Bases 12 to 401 code for a protein of 129 amino acids. NCBI's taxonomy places the organism in Eukaryota, Metazoa, Arthropoda, Merostomata, Xiphosura, Limulidae. The transcript has 3 exons. The record is from RefSeq and is a predicted model, not a curated record.